Chelmon rostratus (copperband butterflyfish) is the source of this 2155-nucleotide messenger RNA. It is a transcript of the gene oclna, whose product is annotated as occludin a. Lineage: Eukaryota; Metazoa; Chordata; Actinopteri; Chaetodontiformes; Chaetodontidae. The coding region runs from base 105 to 1601 and encodes 498 amino acids. Gene Ontology annotation, cellular component: cytoplasmic vesicle; apical plasma membrane; bicellular tight junction. The record is from RefSeq and is a predicted model, not a curated record. Gene Ontology annotation, biological process: bicellular tight junction assembly. The transcript has 9 exons.
UGAGACUUCUUUAUGUUUGAGCCUCUGAAUUCUGACUAACGUGUUACCUGUGAAGACAGCAGACAGAUUCUUUUCACAGAGCAGUUCCAGGAGAUCCAGCAGUCAUGUCCUCCAGGCCCAACGGGAGUCCCCCCCCCUACGAGUCCGAUGGAUAUACCGUUCCUCCUCAGCCGGCGUAUUCCUACUACCCAGAUGACGAGUUCCAGCACUUCUACCGCUGGUCGUCUCCACCGGGCAUCCUGAAGAUCAUGGGCAUCAUGGUCAUCGUGAUGUGCGUGGCCAUAUUUGCUUGCGUGGCCUCCACACUGGCGUGGGACAGCCAGGGAGCUAUGGGUAGCUUUGGCGGCAUCGGUGGAGGAUACGGGGGAGGUUACGGAGGAGGCUACGGCGCCGGCUACGGCAGCUUUGGUGGCGGCGGGUACGGACCUGGAAACAACUACGGCUACGGUGGAAUCGGAGGGAACUACAAUGACCCCCGGAAGGGCAAAGGGUUCAUGAUUGCCAUGGCAGCCAUCACCUUCAUCACGGCCCUGGCCAUCUUCAUCAUCAUCGUGUCUCACCAGAGCCUAUCAGAGAGCAGGAGGUUCUACCUGGCAGUGGUGAUCAUCUGCGCCAUCCUAGCGCUGCUAAUGCUAAUAGCCACUAUAGUCUACUUGGUGGCAGUGAACCCCAUGGCUCAGUCCUCUGGAUCGGUCUACGGCAGCCAGAUUGCUGGUCUGUGUGCUCAGUACCAACAACCGCAGACUGCCGGAGUCUUCGUCAAUCAGUACCUUUACCACUACUGUGUGGUGGAGCCACAGGAGGCCGUCGCCGUGGUGUUCGGCUUCCUUGUCACCAUCGCGCUCAUCAUCAUGCUCGUCUUCGCUCUGAAGACUCGCCAGAAAAUCGGAAACUACGGCAAGAGCAACAUUUUGUGGAAGAAGGUGAAGGUGGUGGACGACAUGGAGCCGCCACGAGACGUGGAGGCAUGGGUGAAUGAUGUGUCCGCCGCCCCUGAAGUCCUCCCGAUGUCAGACUACCCCGAGAAGCUGAGAGGCUCCAGGAGUCACCUGGACGACGAAAGCACAAACUAUGACAAGCCCCCCUACAGCUUCACCCCACCGCCUGCAGUGGAAGAAGACCUGCCUUUGCGAAACGGCGCCCCCUACAGCACCAACUCAGAGGUAGCCAGCUCGGCCGGAAGGCCCAAAAAGAGGCGUCCAGGCCGGCCGCGUCGCGCUGAUGGACAAGACUACGACACCGACUAUAACUCCUCAGGAGACGAGCUGGACGACAACGACUUCGACAGUGAAUUUCCUCCCAUAGCAAAUGAGCAGGAGCGCAACGACUACAAGCACGAGUUUGACCGCGAGCACCAGGAGUACAAAGAGCUGCAGGCGGAGCUGGACGCCCUCAAUAAGAACCUGUCGCAGGUGGACAGAGAGCUGGACGACCUGCAGGAGGGAAGCCCGCAGUACCUGGAUGCUUUGGAUGAAUACAACAGGCUAAAGGACAUGAAAAAGACUCCAGACUAUCAGAUGAAGAAGCGCAGGUGUAAAUACCUGAAGUCCAAACUGAACCACAUCAAGAAGAUGGUCAGCGACUACGACCGCAGGGCCUGAACAGUUUCGCCGGGACUCGACGUCUGUCCAGCAGGUGACAGAAGGGUCUAAACCUGAUUGGCCGCCGCUGGGGGGAAACGUUUGAGGCUCCUCUGACACGACGGACCGUAGAGGACGAAGCUACUGAUGAAUGUCCAGCCACCUGUCUGAGCUGAUGAGAAACAAAGAUUCUGUUUUGUAUUCAACCACUGUUUGUAUUACGUUGCCACGGAUACUGUCAGAUGUAUUUAUUUUGUGGUCGGAAAUAGUUUAGUAGAGGAGUUAAGCCACUUGGUUGUGGAGUGAAUACAAAUUGAUGCAUAACCCCUGUUCGUUUUUAAUAGCUCUUUGUACAAUGACGCUCAUAUUUUACUGUCUUUUAAUCCUCAUUUUUAUUAUAAACAUGUAAAUAUAUGGGAAUCAUUUAUGUUUUUAAUGUUUUUAACCGUUUAUUGAAGUAAGUUCAAGUGUGUGUUCUGGUGUUUCUUUAUCGAUGGUAGAACAUUUUUAAAAUCUGCUUUUACAAAGUGAAUCCAUUACGUUGUGACACCUUUUUAUGAUAAUAAACUCAUUUA